Racocetra persica is the source of this 5043-nucleotide messenger RNA. The record is from the annotation of a GenBank genome assembly. Lineage: Eukaryota; Fungi; Glomeromycota; Glomeromycetes; Diversisporales; Gigasporaceae.
AUGCCUCGAGCUUCCUCAUCACCUGCACUCUCUUAUAUGUCCGGCAAUAAUGCCUGGCUAACUAAUAAUUAUCCAACGCCUGAUAACGCUCAAUCUCCGCCAACAAAUAAUUCCGUCUCCACCUCUCAACCUAGUAAUCCAAAAAAUGUAUCAAAUUCUCAACAAAGUCACCCUCGAAUGACUAGAGAUUCUAGUCUUUUAUCUGACCUUCCCCCAGGUGCGUGUUUCUCUGAAGAUCCUUUACUAGGAAGCGCUACUUCGGUCCCUUCUUUUCCUCACGAUUUAAGUGAUACGUUUCCAAACACUCCACCAGAGGGCUCUCUCGAUCCUUCCGUUCAAGAGCCGUAUAUUCAUAACUAUCAAGGAGAGAACGAGACAAAUUUAUCGCAGCAAGAAAUAUUGCAUUCAAGUCAAAGUUCUGGUGGUAAUCAAAUUACUUCCACACUUGGUGCUGGACUUUUAAAUGAUAAUGAUAGAUUGAUCAUGAAUGCUCCCUCGCACGUAGCCCAAUUAAACGUGCCAACUACUGAUCUUGAACAUGAUUGGCCUUUUCAUGUGGGGUACGAUGGUGUUUUAUAUGGUGUUGAACAAAGUGCAAAAGCUCCCUUUAUUUCUGAAAAUUUGAACCGUAACUCUCAAAAAGAUGUUAUAAAAUCAAAUAUAUCAGAUAAUAAAGAUACAGGACUUUCAAGAAAAUCAAGAGAACAUGGUACUAUACCAGGUUCUCAGCCUCAAGUACUUUCAGAAAAUAUUCCCAGAAAUACUGGUUCAUUAUUAUCUGAAAAAGCUAUCGUAAGUUCAGAUGUUGAACAUUCAGAGUAUGAUGAUGAUGAAUUUUCAGAGUCAUAUGAGGAGGUGCCUUGGACCUUCAUGAAUAAGAUUGGUGAUGCGUUACGUAGGCAAAGUAAUUAUUUUGAAAAUAUGUCUAGUAUGUUUUCAACGAUGGAAUUUGCUAAAGUGGAUCCAAGUGAUGAUGACAUCACUACUUCUACUCCCACCGUUUCUGAAACGAGGCGUAGUAUGCGUCCAAGUGGAAGACGAUCAAGGAAACGUCGACGUAAACAUCCCCUUCGUUCAACGUCACAUUCAGCAACUGAGAACGAAGCUGAUGUUGAUGAUAAUUCUAUUUCAAAUUCAAAUUCUGGCCAUGGUCAUCAGGUUGAAUCAGAUGAUCAUACUUAUGAAUUAUCUCCAGUACAAAGUGACAGAGAAGAAAUCUCUGAAGAUGUUUCUAGCACCACUGAAGAUGUAAAUAAUUCAAAUAAUUUGUCACGGAAACACGAUCUUCGUUCUAGGAAGGUCGGUUCAAACUAUAAACUCCCUGGUACAUCUAUUGUGACCAGGCGUGCUAAGAGAAUUAAAACUUCUCCAAAGAUAUCUAUUCAAAAGAUUUCAAAGAAUGUGAAAUUUGUUCCAAAACGUAAAAAUAUUCAACGAAAACAAUCCAAACCAACAAAAUUAGAAAAACCCGCAAAAUCUAAAAUACUUGUAAAAAACACAAGGCCAACUUAUAGUCGUAAAAGAAAAGAAAAAGAUGGUGAAUGGAAAAUGGGUGAUGAUGAUGAUUAUGAAUCUGAUUCUGAAACAUUGGAUAGUCCCAGUGUGGGUACAUCUGCUAAGCGUCAUCGACCUCCUCCAAAACCGCGUAUCCCUCUAAAUACAAAAUCAAGAUCUCGUAAGAUUCAUACAACAUCUAAACCUCAAACACCAUCUAAACCUCAAACACCAUCUAAAUCUCAAACAACAACUAAACCUCAAACAACAUCUAAACCUCAAACAAUAUCUAAACCUCAAACAACAUCUAAACCUCAAACACGGUCUCUAUCUAAACCUAUCGAAGAAGUGAAUAAUGAAGUUCCAAGAAUUAACACUAGAAAGCGUUCUUCGAGUCGUGCUCAACAAUCAAAUCAAGUGCCAGUUAAAAGACAAACUAGAGCUAAAAGUGGUGUCACGAGUAGACGUGCUAAAAAAGUUCAAGAUGAAAUUGUUGACAAUAACGAUAACAACGAUAACGACGAAAAUGUUGAGAAUCUGGAUGCACAUGAAAAAAUCUCUGAUGUUGAAUCGGAUAAUACUGAUCCUAUUGAAAAUCCCAUUGAAGAAACAUUGGUUGUUACCCCAAUAAAAAGUACAUCUCAUUCAAAGAGAGGUAGAAAACCAAAAUCUACUAGAGGUGGCAAUCGAAAACGAGGCGUAGGACGAAGUAGAGCUAGCAGCACGACUAGUGGUCAUACUUUAAUUGAAAAACCUUCGAUUAUUGAUCCUGAUCCUUAUCUAGUUACUGUUUCUGUUGAUAAUCCACCUGUUGUUGAUAAUUCAAUUCCAAUUGUGCAAAUUGAUAAUCCAGCUGUUGUUAAUAAUCCAAUUGUGCAAAUUGAUAAACCUGCUGAAGUUGAUAAUAAUGAAAUUACACCUGCUGAAGUUGAUCAUAAUGAAGUUACACCUGCUGAAGUUGAUAAUAGUGAAGUUACAAGAAUUGACAAUAAUGAAGUUAAAAGUAUUGAUACUCUCGAAAUUAAAGAAAUUGAUAAUAGUGAAAUUAAAAGAAUUAACACUAGAAGUCGUUCUUCGAGCCGUGCUCAAAAAUUAGAUCCAGUACCGGUUAAAAGACAAACCAGGUCUAAAAUUGGUAUCAAGAGUAAGCGUACUAAAAAAGUUCAGGAUGAGAUUAUUGUACCCGAAAAAAUAUCUGAUGUUGAAUCAGAUAACGUCGAUCCAAUUGAAGAAACAGUGCCGGUUAAAAGACGAACCAGGUCCAAAAGUGGUAUCAAGAGUAAGCGUACUAAAAAAGUUCAGGAUGAAAUUAUUGAGAGUAACGACGAAAAUCCUGAGGAUCUGAAUGUACAUGGAAAAAUACCUGAUGUUGAGGUCGUUCCAAUUGAAGAAACAGUUCCGGUUAAAAGACGAACCAGUUCUAAAAUUGGUAUCAAGAGUAAGCGUACUAAAAAAGUUCAAGAUGAAAUUAUUGAGAGUAACGACGAAAAUCCUGAGGACCUGAAUGUACAUGAAAAAAUAUCUGAUGUUGAAUCGGAUAAUGUUGUUCCAAUUGAAAAAACAGUGCCGGUUAAAAGACAAACCAGGUCUAAAAGUGGCAUCAAGAGUAAGCGUACUAAAAAAGUUCAGGAUGAAAUUAUUGAGAGUAACGACGAAAAUCCUGAGGAUCUGAAUGUACAUGGAAAAAUAUCUGACGUUGAAUCGGAUCAUAUCGUUCCAAUUGAAGAAACAGUGCCGGUUAAAAGACAAACCAGAUCUAAAAGUGGUAUCAAGAGUAAGCGUACUAAAAAAGUUCAGGAUGAAAUUAUUGAGAGUAACAACGAAAAUCUCGUAUCUGAAAAAAUAUUUGAGGUUGAAAAGCGUAUUAAAAAAGUUCAGGAUGAAAUUAUUGAGAGUAACAACGAAAAUCUCGUACCUGAAAAAAUAUCUGAUGUUGAACUGGAUAAUGUCGAUCCAAUUGAAGAAACAGAAGAAACAGUGCCGGUUAAAAGACAAACCAGAUCUAAAAGUGGUAUCAAGAGUAAGCGUACUAAAAAAGUUCAGGAUGAAAUUAUUGAGAGUAACGACGAAAAUCCUGAGGAUCUGAAUGUACAUGGAAAAAUAUCUGACGUUGAAUCGGAUCAUAUCGUUCCAAUUGAAGAAACAGAAGAAACAGUGCCGGUUAAAAGACAAACCAGAUCUAAAAGUGGCAUCAAAAGUAAGCGUACUAAAAAAGUUCAGGAUGAAAUUAUUGAGAGUAACGACGAAAAUCCUGAGGACUUGAAUGUACAUGAAAAAAUAUCUGAUGUUGAAUCGGAUAAUGUCGAUCCAAUUAAAGAAACAGUGCCGGUUAAAAGACAAACCAGAUCUAAAAGUGGUAUCAAACGUAAGCGUACUAAAAAAGCUCAGGAUGAAAUUAUUGAGAGUAACGACGAAAAUCCUGAAAAUCUGAAUGUAAAAGGAAAAAUAUCUGAUGUUGAAUCGGAUAAUGUCGAUCCAAUUGAAGAAACAUUGGUUGUUACCCCAAAAAAAAAUACACCUUCAAAGAGAGGUAGAAAACCAAAAGCUACUAGAGGUGGCAAUCAAAAACGAGGUGUAGGACGAAGUAGAGCUAGCAGCACAUCCAGUGUACAUACUCUAUUUGAAAAACCUCCAAUUCUUGAUCCUGAUCUAGUUGCUGUUUCUGCUGAUGAUCCAACUGUCCUUGCAAAUGCUGUUCGUGUUUUAACAGCAGGUCAAACCUAUGAUAUAGUAGACACACCUGGUAGUACUCCUGUUUCUCUGAUAGAUAGUCCACGCCUUAGUACACACUCUCCAGUAUUUAUGAAACCUGGAACUCCUAAAUCUCGUUCCGCAUCAUUCACAAAUGUGGACCGACCAGUUCUAGGAAGUGGUUCAUCAUCAGUUCAGACUUCUCAAUCUGCUAUUUGGACGAAUGAACACUGGUACCAAUUGAAAGCUCUUUAUGAAGAUACUAAAAAUGAAUAUAUUCAAAAUGGCAAAAAUGGAAGAGGAAAUGAAGAUGUAUACAAAGAAGUUGUUGCUAAAUUUAUUAUGAUAGAUGCGGAUAACAAGUCUUUUGGAGAAGAUAAUAUUCGCAAACGAAUAAUAGCUUUGGAGGCUGCAGAACUCGAAAGGCAUUCAAAUAGAUUUAACCGACGAGGUAGCAUUGAUAGCACAAGUUCAAUUGGCAGUCGGCCAAGUAUUUCACGUUAUGAUUCGGCAUAUUUAAAUAUGCGCGAUACAACACCUGUUUCAAAACGUAAACGCAGUGGUUCGACUUUAACUAACCUCGAGACCGAAGAUGAAAUUGAACAGUCUCCUUCAGCUCAGCGUAGACGUGUUAUAUCUGACGAUGACACCAAUGAAUCACCUGUUCCAGCUAGCAGCAGUGCCUUCUCAAGAUUGCUAAGUGGAUUGUUUGGUAGACGCUCUAGUUCUGCUUCAAAUUUUUCAAAAAAUGACAACCAACUUGAAGAUCCGACAAAUGAUGAAAACGAAGAACAACGCGGUGUUCCAUCUGGCACUAGCCCUGCUCGUAAAAGCAAGAGUUGGCUACUAUGGAAUUAA